Monoraphidium neglectum is the source of this 165-nucleotide messenger RNA. RefSeq lists its product as hypothetical. The record is from RefSeq and is a predicted model, not a curated record. Lineage: Eukaryota; Viridiplantae; Chlorophyta; Chlorophyceae; Sphaeropleales; Selenastraceae. The annotation marks the transcript as partial. Gene Ontology annotation, biological process: branched-chain amino acid catabolic process. The transcript has a single exon.
AUGCCUAUCCGGACCAACCUGCAGUGCUACGGCAAUGAGCUGGAGCCUGGCAAGGGCCGCCAGAUGCCCAUCCACUACGGCAGCAAGGAUCUCGCCUACCACACCAUCUCCUCGCCCCUCGCGACGCAGCUGCCGCAUGCCGUUGGGGCCGCGUACUCGCUCAAG